UGUAUAAUGUACAGUUUAUUUUUAAAUGUCUUUAGUGUCUUAGGUAUAUGUAUACAGGCGCAUGCUGUAUUGUUUAUAUAGUCUCACCAUCUGUCCCUAAAAAACCGGUUCACAGAUGUUUAUUUUCACACAGCACAGAUGUUUAGUAAUGAACUCUUACAUUGAAAAUUAGUUUCAGAAUAAGUUUUAAAAGAUUAUUCCAUGAUGGUGGUCAGAUUUUUAGCCAUCGUGUAUUUUUUAUCAUCGGCGACAUUUGUCGCCUGCUCUUCUGCAAAUAUUCUUUACCCGGUGGAAAGUGAAAGUCGUGAACUACGUACUCUACAUGGAUUAUGGAACUUCAAGAUAUCUCCACUAUUCAAUCAGAUGAUCGGGUUUGAUGAGAAAUGGUAUACAAAGAGAUUUGAUACAUUAGGUGAUUUUUGGAAAAUUCCCGUACCAUCCAGUUAUAACGAUAUUUCUACUAACUCAACUAUCCGAGAUUAUGUUGGUUGGUCUUGGUAUCAAUAUGAGUUUUAUGUACCAAAAAGAUGGACCAAAGAUCAACUAAAUGUAUUUUUACGAUUUGGUAGUGUACAUUUCAAAUCAACUGUGUGGUUAAACGGACAGUUAUGUGUAGACCAUGAAGGUGGUCAUUUACCAUUUACCGGCGAUGCUACCAAUUUACUUAAAUAUGGUGAAUCUAAUCUAAUCGUUGUUGCUGUAAAUAACACCCUGACGCCAGAUACUAUUCCACAGGGAUUUACGACAUUCCCUAACAAUACUUACAAGUACCCAAAAGGUUAUAGAAUAUAUUCCCAUGAUUUUGACUACUUCGAUUAUUCUGGUAUAAACAGAGCGGUCCAAAUAUACACUACUCCUAAAGCUUAUGUUUGCGAUAUUACUAUAUUAACUAGUUUUGGAAAUAAUUCUGAAGGAAUCGUUGACUAUAAAGUAGAUAUUUGUGGAAUAAAUAUUUCUACAUGUCAUAUUACACUUUUGGAUGUUAAUCGAAAUACAGUUGCUGAAUCUGAUACGUGUUUUGGAAAACUAAUAAUACCAAACGUAAUUCCUUGGUGGCCAAUUAUGUCCGGGAAAAAACAGAUUGCCUACUUAUAUACUUUUCAAGUGAAAACUAACAACGAAAAUUCUGAUUACUAUCGUAUGAAAAUUGGUGUUCGAACUCUACAAUGGACAUCGAAAGAAUUAUUACUAAAUGAUGAACCAAUUUAUUUAAGAGGAUUUGGAAAGCAUGAAGAUUUUAUAAUACGUGGAAGAGGUUAUGAUGAUGCAUUGAGUGCUAGAGACUUUUAUUUAAUUAAAUGGUUGGGUGCUAAUUCUUUUCGUACAUCCCAUUAUCCAUAUGCAGAAGAAACAUUACAACAAGCCGAUGAGGAAGGCAUUUUGGUAAUUGUAGAAAGCGCUGCGUGCAGUAUAAAGUUAUUUGGAUCAAAUUUGUUGGAGUUUCACAAACGUACAAUGACAGAAAACGUAAAUCGGGACAAAAAUCAUCCAAGUGUUAUUAUGUGGUCAUUGGCUAAUGAACCAAGUAACCAUUUAAAUUCAUCGGUAGCAUAUUUUCAAGAACUUUAUCAACAUGUACGACGAUUGGAUCAGUCACGACCAAUUACUUUUGUUAAUAGUCAACAGAUUCAAAAUGCUAAAGCGAUUGAAUUCAUGGACAUUUUAACUUUAAACCGAUACAGCAGCUGGUAUAGCGAUUCAGGUCAUUUAGAUGUUAUUAAAUACCAAAUAUACAAAGAAUUUGUAGCAUUUACCAAAAUAUAUAAGAAACCUAUGUUAUUUACUGAGUAUGGCGCUGGUUCACUUUCUGGAUUACAUUCGCUACCAGAAACCAUGUGGAGUGAAGAUUAUCACGUAACUCUGCUCCAAGAACACUUCAAAACUUUUGAUUCAUUAAUAGAAAAUGGAGUACCAAUUUUAGGAGAAAUGAUAUGGAAUUUCGCUGAUUUUAAAACACCUCAAGAGUACAUAAGACCUGGGUUGUGUGUAAAAGGUUUGUUUACCAGAGAACGACAGCCUAAGAUGGCCGCGUAUUUGGUCAAAGAACGUUUCAAUAAAUUUUUAAGCAAUUCUGCACAUCAGAAUAAAUCUUUGAAUUGUAUAAAUUAAUUUAAAAUUUACACAAAAAUAUUAUACUAAAUCAAUAGUAUAGUAUGCUUCUAUUUUUCGAGUAAUUUACUUUUCAAAUUUGUGUAAAUUAAAAAUACACAAACUUUAUAAUAA
Messenger RNA from Sipha flava (yellow sugarcane aphid), 2223 nucleotides. RefSeq names its product beta-glucuronidase-like. The record is from RefSeq and is a predicted model, not a curated record. Bases 202 to 2109 code for a protein of 635 amino acids. Gene Ontology annotation, biological process: carbohydrate metabolic process; glucuronoside catabolic process. Gene Ontology annotation, molecular function: beta-glucuronidase activity; carbohydrate binding. Lineage: Eukaryota; Metazoa; Arthropoda; Insecta; Hemiptera; Aphididae. The transcript is spliced from 12 exons.